Messenger RNA from Lepus europaeus (European hare), 2162 nucleotides. RefSeq names its product neuroplastin (gene NPTN). The record is from RefSeq and is a predicted model, not a curated record. Gene Ontology annotation, molecular function: cell-cell adhesion mediator activity. Gene Ontology annotation, biological process: axon guidance; dendrite self-avoidance; homophilic cell-cell adhesion. Gene Ontology annotation, cellular component: axon; plasma membrane. Lineage: Eukaryota; Metazoa; Chordata; Mammalia; Lagomorpha; Leporidae. The transcript is spliced from 9 exons. The coding region runs from base 1 to 1140 and encodes 379 amino acids.
AUGCUCUUCACUGUGUUCCAGGAGUUGACCGAAACUGGGUUUGUCAAGUCGCCCAUGUCAGAGACUAAGCUCACGGGGGACGCCUUUGAGCUGUACUGUGACGUGGUCGGGAGUCCCACACCAGAGAUCCAGUGGUGGUACGCAGAAGUCAACCGGGCAGAGUCUUUCAGACAGCUGUGGGACGGUGCUCGGAAGCGCCGUGUCACCGUAAACACCGCCUACGGGUCAAACGGCGUGAGUGUGCUGAGAGUGACCCGGCUCACCUUGGAGGACUCUGGCACUUACGAGUGCAGGGCCAGCAACGACCCCAAGAGGAAUGACUUGAGGCAGAACCCCUCCAUAACCUGGAUCCGAGCCCAGGCCACCAUAAGCGUCCUUCAGAAGCCAAGGAUUGUCACCAGUGAAGAAGUGAUCAUUCGAGACAGCCCCGCCCUCCCCAUCACCCUGCAGUGUAACCUCACCUCCAGCUCUCACACCCUUACAUACAGCUACUGGACAAAGAAUGGGGUAGAACUGACUGCCACUCGCAAGAAUGCUAGCAACAUGGAGUACAGGAUCAAUAAGCCAAGAGCUGAGGAUUCAGGCGAAUACUACUGUGUGUUUCACUUUGUCAGCGCUCCUAAAGCCAAUGCCACCAUUGAAGUGAAAGCUGCUCCUGACAUCACUGGCCACAAGCGGAGUGAGAACAAGAAUGAAGGACAAGACGCCGUGAUGUACUGCAAGUCCGUCGGCUACCCGCACCCCGAGUGGCUGUGGCGGAAGAAGGAGAACGGCGUGCUCAUGGAUCUUGUCAACACCUCUGGCCGCUUCUUCAUCAUCAACAAGGAAAAUUACACGGAGUUGAGUAUCACGAACCUGCAGAUCACGGAAGACCCUGGCGAGUACGAAUGUAAUGCCACCAACUCCAUCGGCUCCACCUCCGUCGUCACCAUCCUCAGGGUACGGAGCCACUUGGCCCCACUCUGGCCUUUCUUGGGAAUUCUGGCUGAAAUCAUCAUCCUUGUGGUGAUCAUUGUUGUGUAUGAGAAGAGGAAGAGGCCAGAUGAGGUUCCUGAUGAUGACGAACCAGCUGGGCCCAUGAAAACCAACUCGACCAACAACCACAAAGAUAAAAACUUGCGCCAGAGAAACACAAAUUAAGUACCUGCUUGUAACGUCUUAGGUUCCUGAAGCUGGGGGCGCCGCGUGACCUGCCAACGCUCCUGCUUGGGCCGCCCGGCCCUCUCCCCUCUCCAGUGAGCAGCACCGUGACGACUGUCUAAGCAUGCCUUAUUUAGCCUCUCCUGUAAGGGUGACCUAGCCAGGUACAUUUAACAGUGCUUCAGUGUAGAAGGUGUACACUAUUUUGGGCUUGAUGUGCUGUGAAUGUCGCUUUUUCCUUUGUUAAAAAUACUGAGACAGAAGUGAAAGACCCCCGGGGGUCAGACCGUGCAUGCGCCAUUUUUCACUUAAUGCAGCUGUUAAAUUGGCAGAGCUCUAAAACGUACUGCUGCCAUCUAGUGGUAAUUUUUGUAAAGGACAGCAAAAUCUACAGAUAUAUACAGUAUAUAAAUAUAUAGAUCUAUAUAUUUAUAUUUUUGGGGGUGGGAGAAAUCCAGAAUAAAUGCUUGUUUCAUUUUUAAGCUGCUGACACUCAUUCCUUAUUGUACGUUACCACGAGGGACUUGUGCAGUGUGGUACAGCACGAGGAGUAGAGACCGAGUCUGUAGUUUAAGGGCUUACCUGCGCCUCUGCGAAGGAGCGGAACAGGCCACUGAAGGGAAACACGGACGUGCAGUGGAACCGGGCGAUUGCUUUUCGAGUGAUUCUUUGUCGUUGUUGAAACAUGUAAAUUCUUAAAUCCUUUUGCACUGAUGUGUUGAAUCUUAUUCUUGUACAUUCAAUCAAAGCAAACUUUUAUAAUUUACCUUUUGUUUCCAAUGACCUUGAAAUGUAUUAGCAUGGUGAUAUUCUAUGCAACUCUAGUUGUACUUUGGGUUUGACACUGUAUUUUCACAUUGACGCAAUGAUCGGUGGUAGAUUUUCUAAGCAGACUGACUAGGCUCUCCUGCGGUACGCAACUGUAGGUGCAUGUGUUUGUGUUCUGUGUAACUGUUGAAGUGCAAUGAUGUAUAAAAAAGUGGAUUCACCUGUUUUUAAAAAUAAAACAUUGAUAAAAGGUG